Molecule: messenger RNA, 1674 nt
Organism: Penicillium robsamsonii
Lineage: Eukaryota; Fungi; Ascomycota; Eurotiomycetes; Eurotiales; Aspergillaceae
Exons: 4
Coding region: 1-1674 (557 amino acids)
Biological process (GO): regulatory ncRNA-mediated heterochromatin formation
Cellular component (GO): nucleus
Molecular function (GO): siRNA binding
Source: RefSeq, a predicted model, not a curated record
AUGAAUAGCAUUCUGGGAGAUCUUCUCCCCGAUGAUGUGGUCUUCGCUGAAGACCUGCUAGAGCUUGGGCAAGUUUUCCAUAUUCAACGUGAUAUCCCGGCCUUAGGGACUAACAGUCGAUUGAAUGACACAGGUUUGUCAUCACCGACGAUGACAGGAUCCGACCAGGGCCCACGCUUCAAGAUCAACCGGAGUGCGCGCAUCAACAAGGCUCACAUUGAGGCCUUGCAUAGCUGUGAUCUCGAUGAAUCAUCUGGCGCUAACAACUUCACAGAGGCGAUCCAUACCAUCGUCAUUGACCGGCUCCUGGGAAUGGGCAUGCAUUUUAUGAAGAUCCCCAAGGGCAGCAAUCGCCAGGUACCCAUCCUCGUGUCAGGCAACGUCGAUACUGCGCCUCGAGUCGUUGUCUUCUGUGGCGAGAUCAUCGAAGACCUGGGUGUUUUCUCGUACCGUGACAUUUGCGACGACGGCGUUUCUUUCGGUUCGAUCCUUGGCUUUGCAAAGGCUCUGCUUGGUGAAAAUGCUCAAGAUUCACCCAAUGCUCUCAUCCUUGCGAACGCCGGGCACAAGAUCUGGUACAAUUCUGGUUGGUACGCGGUGACCGAAGACAGUUAUCAUGGUCAUCACUGCACCUCUGCUGUGGAGCGCGAACGUCAACUGAGCCCUCGUAACAUGCUCGACAAAAGUGGCAUCGUUGAGCACGUCCGGAACAUCUUCGAAGGAAUUUUGAUUCGCAACAACUUCCAAGUCGAUGCCAGAAUCGACGUCAUUGGUCUGUCUGAAGGCGGCCAUGCUGCCAUUACAUACCUGAAGAGUCAAUGGAGUUUCUGGUCGCCCAAUAUCUCCUCCCUGUCCCUCAUCAACCCUGAGACUAUUGCUAAGGCCGAGACCAAUAUUGAUGAUCUGAAGGAUCCACAGUCUUUCUCCUGGUUCAUGAAGUACCGCUGCCGUGGCUGGACCGUUUGUGAUAAGCCGAUUGGCGUACGUCUGCCCGAUCUUAACCUCCUUCAUGGUGGUUGCAACACGUACUCGUCCGGUGAAAGCACCAAGUCGUCAUGCAUGAUCACCCGUGGUAUGGCACACAUCUUGACGUGGAUGAAUAUCAUGCAUCAAUGCCCAGCGGCGAUGGAGAAGUUUGAUGUGGUGCCUGGCAAGACCGGUUCUGACAACGAAGUUGUUCCCGCAUCACUGAGCAACGACAUCGAGCCCACUGGCGGCAAGGUUGAAGUGCACACCCUAGAGACCCUGAACGAUAUGAAAGGCUUCCUGACCGGCCUCAUACUCACCGAUAAGAUGGUCACCUUUUUCAAAGACAAAUACACCGAUGAGAUGGCUCGCUUUUCAAACGACAAGUUUAACCACGCCGACAGUGAUGGCACUUACGGCGACAGUGAGAGUUCGGAAGGUGACAGAGUUGAGAAGGGUGACGAAUAUGACAACCUUCCUAAUCUUGCCCCUGGUCCUCCUGACCUGUUUUCUCCGGCGGUUCCUUCCUCGCUUCGUGACGCUCUUCCUGGCCUUAUCACUGCCAGGGUUCCUGGCGCUCUUCCUGUCACGCCUCCUGAUGCUCCAGCUCCGGAAGAUGCGUGCUAUGACGAUGUCAGCAGAGGCCGGACUGGCCCUUUCGAUCUUAGUGAUACGCAGGAUAUCCGAGAAGAGGUCGAAGAGCAUUAA